Molecule: messenger RNA, 1256 nt
Organism: Bactrocera tryoni
Lineage: Eukaryota; Metazoa; Arthropoda; Insecta; Diptera; Tephritidae
Product: lipase 3
Exons: 5
Coding region: 1-1245 (414 amino acids)
Biological process (GO): lipid metabolic process
Molecular function (GO): hydrolase activity, acting on ester bonds
Source: RefSeq, a predicted model, not a curated record
AUGGUCGCAUCACUCAAGCGUUUCCCGCUAAUGCAAUCGCGCAUGCGCAAACUGUUAGCGACACUCCUGCUAACACUCGCAUGCGCACUUAGCGUUGGCGCGCUCAACACGGCCGUUUCUAGUGAUCUCGUUUGUCGCAUUAUCACAACGAAUCAGUAUGCCUGCGAGCGUCAUUUGGUGCGCACUGCCGAUGGCUAUGAGCUGACGCUGCAUCGCAUACCGCCAAAAAAUACUACACAGAAAUAUCCACCCUUCAUACUCAUGCAUGGCCUGAUUGGCUCAGCAGCUGAUUUCGUGCUACCUGGACGCAAACGCUCGCUCGGCUGCAUACUGCAUGAGCAGGGCUACGAUGUGUGGCUGGCGAAUGCACGCGGCACCACCUACUCGAAGCGUCACUCGCACAUGGACUCAUCGAAUUCGAGCUUCUGGAACUUUAGCUGGCAUGAGAUUGGCUAUUAUGAUUUGCCAGCUAUUGUGGAUUAUGUACGCACGACGACGGGGCAGCAGCAGGUGCACUUUGUCGCCCAUUCGCAAGGGUCUACGGUGUUCUUUGUACUGCUAUCGGAGCGACCAGAGUAUAAUGAGAAAUUUGCAUCGGCUUCGUUGCUGGCGCCGGUGGCAUUUUUGGCAAACAUACGCAGUCCACCGUUUAAGAUAAUGACUGCCAAAAUUGAGGAAAUUGAGGUGCUGCUAAAUCAUUUGGGAUUAUACGAACUUUUUCCAUCAACCGCCCUAAAUCAACUGGGUGGACAUCUGCUCUGCAGCCAAGAUGCGCCCACACAGAAUCUCUGCCUGCUGUUUACAUUUCUCACGGUUGGCUUCAGCGAAUACCAAAUGGAUCGUAGUCUCUUUCCACGAAUUCUCGAGACGACUCCAGCUGGUAUUUCAAGAAAUCAAUUCAAGCAUUUUGGCCAACUUAUAAGAACAGGUAAAUUCCAAAAAUAUGACUACCAAUCCAAGGAGGAAAAUCUGCGGCAGUAUAAACGCCAAAUCCCGCCAGAUUAUAAUCUACGCAAUGUGCGUGUACCUCUGCACCUAUUUGUCGGCACACGUGAUUUACUGCUGACCAAAGAAGAUGCCAUACGUCUCACGAAGGAGCUGAAGAAUGCCAAAUAUACGCUACAUGAAUUGCGUGGUUUCAACCAUAUAGACCUAUUGUACUCGUCUAUGGCGCCACGGUUUAUCUACAAAAAAAUCGUUAAUAACGCAAAAAAUGUGACGCUCAAAAGUGGGUCCAGCGCAUAAUGGGGAACACU